UGCCGCAUUUCCAACGUAAAAGCGUGCUUUCGGGUCAUAUUGUGACACAGGAAGUGAGAAAUCUAACGUACGUGCGUCAAACGUGGUCUCGCAAGCUCUCGUACGUGCCUACGCGGCUGCAGGCGUCGCAAUUACGCGAUCGAAAUCUUGAUUGCGCGUUGAAGCGCGCGGUCAUCUCUGCAGUGGUGGUCAUCGUAGUUCCGUCGUCGACGACAAUCGGAGCAAUGAACGGCAACUCGGGGGCGGAUUUCGACCCCGUUGUCGCUGAAAUCGCCAUCGUGAGAGCCCUCGAUGAGCUUUGCGCUCGCCGCUCGAAUGUGGCGCUGCACCGCGCUCGCAUCGACGAACUCCGGCAGGAUAUAGCACACCUGCACGAGCGCAUAGACGCCGAGAAGCAUCGACUUCGCGUCACGGAGCAGCGAAUGUCCGAACGUCGCACAGAGCUCGGGCGAGACGCCGAGCGACGUCGCAGACCGAUGGCUGCAGAAAAAGAGGCGCUAGCGCAAUGCGUCGCUCGCAUCGAAGGCAAGCUCUUCGCCGUUACCGGUCGGGCUAGAAGCCUGGAAACAGAAAAGCUGACGCUGGAAGGGAAAGUGAAGGACCUACUCGACGAAGCGCGUCACCUGGAGGAUGUCCUUCGUGAACGCGGCGGUCAGUUAGAUGACAUAAGCCGGGCGUCUCGUCCUGUGCUCGAAGAGUUUGGAAAGCUCGUUGCUCGACAGGGCGCUAUGCAGUCGUCGCUGCUCGACGCGCUUGGACGUCGCGUCGCGUUGGAAAGGGAGCGACGCGAGCUCGCUAAACAAGAAUCGAGGCUCGCAUCCGAAGGCGCAUCACUGAAGAAGGACUUGGAACUGGCGACGUCAUCGUCCGCUGGCGAAGUUGAACACGUAGGCGACGUCACUGAAACUGGCCACGUUCAGAGUCCUGCGCCAGACCGAUGGUACAUAAGUUUGAUGGAGAAGCUCGAAGGCGACGCGGCGUCUUGCCAACGCGACCUGCAAUCGCUGAGGCGUGCCAUCAACUGCGGCACUUCUACCGAUGUUGCGGUGCAAACAACGCUGAAUGUUCCCGACGCAUUGUUAUUGUAACGCAACAGGCGCUUUUAUUGUUUCGUUUUCAGAGAACAUUCGGCUGGCCACAACUUCCUCUAUCAAGGAGGUCGUGAGGCUGGCUACUAAAUAAAGAUGCCCAUUAUUCCUGGCUUAUAAUGUU
Dermacentor andersoni is the source of this 1212-nucleotide messenger RNA. RefSeq lists its product as uncharacterized. Lineage: Eukaryota; Metazoa; Arthropoda; Arachnida; Ixodida; Ixodidae. The record is from RefSeq and is a predicted model, not a curated record.